Molecule: messenger RNA, 1527 nt
Organism: Dromiciops gliroides (monito del monte)
Lineage: Eukaryota; Metazoa; Chordata; Mammalia; Microbiotheria; Microbiotheriidae
Gene: KCNK18
Product: potassium two pore domain channel subfamily K member 18
Exons: 4
Coding region: 1-1527 (508 amino acids)
Biological process (GO): stabilization of membrane potential; potassium ion transmembrane transport
Cellular component (GO): membrane
Molecular function (GO): potassium ion leak channel activity
Source: RefSeq, a predicted model, not a curated record
AUGAGAAAUUCGCCAGGCCGCAUUGGCCCUUCCGGCCGGCAAAGGGGCGCGGCCGGCCAUGGGAUGCGGGCGGCGCCGCGCAAACGCAGGCCUGGGAAGAACGGGUCCAGGCCACCCGAUUGCCAGCAGCUUCCUGCCUCCUCUGGAACAUUCUCAACUAAUGCACUGAAAGUGGAAAACUCCCCCAUUCUUCUUCAUCUUUGUGGGAUGGUUCCUCAAGGAAAAGAGGCUGCCAACGGACAGGUUUCUUACAAUAUGGACCCUGACAAGGCGAUAUUCCAUGUCCCAAAUGGGAAAGAAGCUCCCAAGAGACGAAAUUCCAGAUAUCUGAAUCCUGACAGGGGAUCAUUUCUAGUCCCAAGACUUUCAGAAGUGGAAGCUGAAAACACACGACCAAAAAAGAAUCGCUGCUACAGAGCCUGUGGGGUAAUCUUCCCAAACCUCUUUUUCCUAUCUUGCUUGAUCAUCUAUGCCCUGUUGGGAGCAGCCCUCUUUUCUGCCAUUGAGGGCAGUAGAGAAAACAGGAAUGCUGAAUUGGAGACGUUUUUGGACAAACUUUGGAUUUACUAUGAAAAUAUAACAGGAACAGAGAGUGAAAGAAAGAUGCGUUUCGUGGAGAUGACCAAAACCGUUAUACAGAAUGAACUGGAGCCCGAAUGGCUUCUCAGCCCCAAAGACUGGUCAUUUCUGGGAUCCUUAUUUUUCUGCUGUACUGUAUUUACCACUGUGGGUUACGGUGAUUCCUAUCCCAUGACAAGACUUGGAAAACUUCUGUGUAUAGUGUAUGCUCUCUUUGGCAUACCUCUAAUGUUUCUGGUUAUGACAGCCCUUGGUGAUGUCCUAGCAUCCAUCAUAUCUAAGGCUUACUUUAAUUUCAAACAUCUUCAAGUCCCUCACCCCCAACUAUCACACAUCAGAAGGCAUAGUUCAAGAAACACAAACACCAGUACUGGGAAUCAGGUCAUACCUAAUAUUGUGGUCACAAAUACAGACCUUAACUUCAACAUGCAAAAUGACAAUGAAACAACUCAGAAAUCCCUGGUGGAACAACAGCAUAACAUUGAACUGUUUGAACAGAUCGUGAUGAGACAGCAGGAAAGAGGCAUGUUGUGCAACCAUUUUCAAAUAGAAAGGAGCAAUUCAUGUCCUGAGCUGGAACAGAGUAAACCAUAUUUCACUAGGCACAAAAGCUUGAGAGAUAUAGGGAAAAAAAUUGAGAAGUUUGAUGUUCCCAUCCUACUAAUUGUCUUUGUUGUGACUGCCUACAUAUCCUUUGGAGCAGCAAUUCUACCCUUUUGGGAAACUCAUAUGGAUUUUGAGACUGCAUUUUAUUUUUGUUUUAUAACAUUUACCACAAUUGGCUUUGGGGAUAUCCAGUUGGAUGAAACCUCUAUAUUUCUCUUUUGCUCCAUUUACAUUAUUGUGGGCAUGGAAAUUGUUUUCAUUGCUUUCAAACUGGUCCAGGAAAGAUUGUUCAAUGUUUACCGAGCCAUCGUAGUGUCGGUCACAAGAUGGGAUGUUCACUAG